Molecule: messenger RNA, 1383 nt
Organism: Morchella sextelata
Lineage: Eukaryota; Fungi; Ascomycota; Pezizomycetes; Pezizales; Morchellaceae
Exons: 5
Coding region: 1-1383 (460 amino acids)
Biological process (GO): calcium ion transmembrane transport; intracellular calcium ion homeostasis
Cellular component (GO): fungal-type vacuole membrane
Molecular function (GO): calcium:proton antiporter activity
Source: RefSeq, a predicted model, not a curated record
AUGACAUCGCCCCCUGAGAACGAGACACCUUUCAGCUCGCCAGCACCAACAGUAAACAGGACAAACACUCUCAGUAUGGAGGAGGGGAGAAGCACUUCUCCUGAUGAUGAAUAUUGUAAACCUUAUACAGAGAAGGAGGAGAGAGAGCAUAGGACUAUUUGGGGACAGAUAAGGGCGGCACUUUUCAACAGUUGGAUUAAUGUGCUACUGAUAUUUGCCCCCGCGGGUAUCGCGACACAUUUCGCUGGUGUAAAUGCGACUGUUGUAUUUGUAUUGAAUUUCAUAGCUAUCAUACCUCUAGCGGCGCUGUUAUCAUAUGGUACAGAAGAGAUUGCGCUAUAUUUUGGUGAAGUGACAGGAGGCCUUCUGAACGCGAGUUUUGGGAACGCGGUUGAACUUAUUGUUUCGAUUAUUGCAUUGACCAAACAUGAGAUCGUUAUUGUGCAAACCUCUCUGAUUGGAAGUAUUUUAAGUAACUUACUUCUAGUGCUCGGCAUGGCAUUCGUCGCCGGUGGUUUCAACCGCGUUGAACAAAACUUUAACACUACCGUCGCCCAAACAGCCUCCUCCCUCCUCGCCCUCGCUGUUGGCUCUUUGAUUGUCCCUACCGCCUUCCACCUUGCCUCCAGCGCCGGUGAUGUCGGCAUCACCGAGCUUUCCCGUGGAACAGCGAUCAUACUCCUCCUUGUGUACGGGGCAUAUCUCUUCUUCCAGCUCAGAUCACACACCAAUCUCUACAAUGAACCCUCCGCCAAAGCUCCCAAGCGUAACAAGGCUGUCGCACCUGUCAAAUCACUCGUUGAGUCUUCAGCAAACACCAGCCAUGGGGUUGUCAUGGGGAAGCCGAAGCCGAGUGUUGAAGAUAAACCGGAGACGGCAGAGCUCUCCCUCUGGGCGGCGGCCAUUCUCCUUGUAAGCUCGACAGUGCUGGUCGCAAUCUGUGCGGAAUGCCUGGUAGACUCGAUCGACCAUGUCGUGACCUCUGCAGGCAUCUCUAGAGUCUUUGUCGGAUUGAUUCUUCUACCAAUUGUUGGAAACGCGGCGGAGCAUGCUACGGCGGUUACUGUUGCGGUUAAGGAUAAGAUGGAUCUGAGCAUUGGUGUCGCUGUAGGGAGUAGCAUGCAGAUUGCACUACUUGUUAUUCCGUUUAUUGUGGUUCUGGGAUGGAUCAUGGGUAUUGACGAGAUGACCCUGUACUUUGACGGGUUCCAGGUUAUGAUCCUGUUUAUAGCGAUAUUAUUGGUAAACUAUCUGAUCCAGGAUGGAAAAUCAAACUACCUUGAAGGUGUCCUGUUAGUGGCGCUUUAUUUGAUAAUUUGUCUAGCUUCGUGGUUCUACCCUGUCGAUGGUACCCUUGCGCAGAAUAUCGAGGGAAGCGAUUAA